Molecule: messenger RNA, 1578 nt
Organism: Mytilinidion resinicola
Lineage: Eukaryota; Fungi; Ascomycota; Dothideomycetes; Mytilinidiales; Mytilinidiaceae
Product: DHH family protein
Exons: 2
Coding region: 1-1320 (439 amino acids)
Source: RefSeq, a predicted model, not a curated record
AUGGCUGGAAAACGUAAAGUCGAGCCUACUUCUCCUCCAAAGAAGCCGAAGAAGCCCAGAGUUGUCAUUCCAGACUAUCAUCUCACUCCUCAAGUGCGCGAUUCGGAGACCGGCGAAGCCAUCUGGCCAGCCCCACAGACCCAGAUUGACCGCGCGAAGAUGUAUAGCUUCAAGGCUCGGAAACGCACGCUUAUCGUACCAGACAAAGAUGCGGAUGGACUGACCUCAGGCGUCAUCCUCCACCGCACUCUCACGCAUCUAGGCCUACCACCAGAGCUCAUCAGCGUGCAUCUCGUUGGAAAAGGGAGCAAUGUGCACGAAGAGGUCGAACGGGUCACCAUGGCGUCCUAUAAUCCGGCUUUCAUCUUCGUCUUAGACCAAGGAUCUCGCAAAGCCCCUCCUAUCAUCGACGCCGAGCACCGUGGCCUAAUAAUUGACCACCACUUCGCCGAGGCUGGAGGCUUCCCGGAAAACGCUGUAGUCAUCAACGCAUGUGACUGUCCUCCGGUUGUCACCACCUCACUCCUAACCUAUUUCCUUUGCACACAGCUUCAUCCGGAACUAGGCGCUCAUCUCGACUGGCUAUGCGCAGUCGGGACCCAUGGCGACUUAGGCAACAACCUGAAGUGGAAGGAACCCUUCCCGAAUAUGAACGAUAUGUUCAAUUUCCAUUCCCGCAAAGCCAUCAACGAAUGCGUUUCAAUGAUCAACGCCCCUCGCCGCGCCGCCUCUUACGAUGUCAAGUCCGCAUGGGAGACGCUCCUAGCAGCCAAAACACCAAGCGUAAUCGUGAAUAACCCAACACUCAAGGCCGCUAGGUUGGAAGUCAAUCAAGAGGUGGAGAAGUGGGCUCACACGGCACCGAAGUUCUCCCUCGACGGUAAGAUCUGCGUUCUCCGUAUCAACAGCAAAGCGCAGAUCCACCCUGUCAUCGCCACACGCUGGGCUGGAUAUCUCAAAAGCGAGAAGCUAGAGAUCGUCAUGUGCGCGAAUGAGGGCUAUCUCCCUGACCGUGUUAACUUCUCGUGUCGUGUUGCGAAGAGCGCUAAAGCGCGUGAUGAACCGGUCAACAUCAUCCGGACACUUAGAAGUUUUGCGGAGUCCAGUGAGGCACCGGACGCACUGAAGGACAGACUCGGGGAGAGCUAUGCUAGGGGCCAUAAGGAGGCUAGUGGGGGAGUUGUGGGGAAGAAGGAAUUUGAGGAGCUGAUGGAGGUCAUGAGGAUUGGUGAGAAGCCCCCCAAGGCCAAGCCUUACAAGGGUCCGAAAGGAAUCAGUCCGAACCAGACGAAUCUCUUGAAUUUCUUUAAGAAACACUAAAGAGUGCGGGGAAUAUUGAGGACCGGGUUUAGCGUGGAGAGGAACUGGGAAUGGAUCCGGGAAACGGAUUGGGAUAGGGGCGGCGUUCCGGUUGUUUUUGGGGAAGGACGGGGCCAAAUUGGUGCCUGCUGAAUGGGUUGAAUAGGUAAUUGGGCCUGGGAGUAACUAGUUACUGGUGGAUUGCCCCACUGGGAUUGAGAAAGUCUUAAUUAGCAUUCUUCAAUUCGGAAGGCUCUGGCGUCUCCACAAAAAUCGAAG